Perkinsus marinus ATCC 50983 is the source of this 363-nucleotide messenger RNA. RefSeq lists its product as hypothetical. The record is from RefSeq and is a predicted model, not a curated record. Lineage: Eukaryota; Perkinsozoa; Perkinsida; Perkinsidae. The transcript is spliced from 3 exons. Bases 1 to 363 code for a protein of 120 amino acids.
AUGUCAGCUACCGUCUCAAUCCCCAAGGCAGGUGCUGGUGCCGACUUAAGGAAGUUCAUGGAGAAACGCCUUGAUCGUAAUAUGCGUAACCUCCAAGGGGACAUCAACGUCAACGGCUUCAUUGGAGCGAAUACCAUUGGUGACAAUAUGAAACCAUUCAUCACCAUUCAUGAAGCGGCCUUCAUGAACACCAUUUAUGUGUUGGUGACUCACCAACACAUGAAGUUGACCAUGUGCAUUUUCGCCACACUGGUUGUUGAUGUUGAGUUGGUCUCUCGCACGGAGAAGAAGGAUAUCGGUAUGACCGUCAUUCGGGGUAACUCGGUGCUCAUGUGGGAGUGCCUCGACAGGGUGACACAGUAG